This is a messenger RNA of Linum trigynum, 1783 nucleotides long. NCBI's taxonomy places the organism in Eukaryota, Viridiplantae, Streptophyta, Magnoliopsida, Malpighiales, Linaceae. The record is from the annotation of a GenBank genome assembly.
CUCUUCACACCUCUCCUUCUCCCUUUUCAAUUUUCUGUUGUAGCUUCCUACUUCUUUAGUGUUUUUGCGGUUAAUGUUAACUCGUAAGUUUAUUUUGUAUUACUUUUUAUUGUGAUUUGUGAUUUUUACGAUAUUAACUGAACUAUAGUUUUUUUGCAUAUGGAAUUCCAAAAGUUCACACUUGGGUUACGGUGAAAUGGUUACACAGAAGAGACCGGAAAGGGGGUCACCUACGUCGGUGGCAAUUUUCAGAAAAUAAAGGUCGCUACCAGACCGAUGCUUGAAGACCUCCAUCAAAUGUGUACUAACGUUACUUGCAUGGAUUGCAUGAGAAGAGUUGAUCGUAUGGUGUACCGAUAUCCAAACAGAGAAGGCGGGUCGUUGUGGCAUGAGGAAUAUAUCAUAACCACCCAGGAUGAAGUAGAUUCCAUUCACGAAUUCUUGAGGUCCAACAAUCUUUCCAAAGCCAAGAUGUUUGUUUACACCUAGGCGGUCGUAGGCGUUGGAGGUCAUUCUGGAGACGAUCAAACAUCAGGUAUCCAUGGUGGAGGUGAAUUAUAUGGAAAUCAUCCCUACCAAAGUUACCAUUCAGUACCAAGAUCAAGGUGAAGGUCAUCAUCAAUCUUUCCCAUCAUAUGAAGAAGAAGUUCGACCGGACCAUGCCAACCAACCCGAGUACAACUCCCAAUCAGACAGUGAUAGUUUUCACAACUACCAUUAUGGAGUUGAUGAAGGUGCCUUUCAUGAGCUGGAUCAGAUGGAAGAUGCCCUGCCAGCACCAGUUAGUGAAGGGCCAACAACAAUCACAUUCCAGACGACGAUUGGUGUGUCGACAGCGACAUGGAGCCGCUAGAGGUCCCUGUAUGGGGUCCACUCACUGGGUUUAUGAAGGACCAACAAUUUGGCUCAAAGAAGGAGGUGCGGCAUGCCAUUGAUAAUGAAGCAAUGACUCGGCAUUUUGAAUGGCACACAACUCAUUCUAAUUGUACUAAAUUUUCGAAUUAUGACUAAUGUAAUACUUUUCUGUGCGUUCCUCGGUUGUUGCCUACCAAGAGAAAAAAUUCCAGGAGAAGUUGCAGAAGAUGCGUGAGUUAUGCCCUGAAGGGGCACAGUGGCUAGAUGGACACGACCUAUCCAUGUGGACAUUUCAUAAAGAUGGAGGUACAAGAUGGGGUAUUGCCACAACGAACUCAAGUGAGAGUAUCAACUCUGUCUACAAGGGUUUUCCUUCACUGCCAAUCUCUGCCAUUGUGGAGAUGACUUUCUGGAAAAAGAAUGCAUGGUUUGUCAAUCGACUCCACUGGGCAAGGACGAAUGAAGAACAGGGAAAGGUCCAUGCCUAUAAAAUCACCAAAGUAAUGGAGAAUGACAAUCACAAGAGCAGUCGACACAGUGUAACCGUUAUGAACCGGGAAAAUGGCGAGUUUAGCGUGACGACCAGACAUCGUGAGGAUGGUAGACGUGGGGGCCAUUGACAGGAAGUUUUGGUCAAUUUCAGGACAACUUGGUGAGUGCUCAUGCCAGAAGUAUCAGUGGAGAGGGUGGCCAUGUACUCAUGCAAUGGUCGUAAUUAAAAACAGGAGCAAAGACCCCCGUCACUUCGUCAGUCCAUUCUUCAAUAUCGACUCACUGAAAAUUUCUAUGGACGGAGUUUCCGUGCAUUGCCUGAUGAAGCUUAUUGGCCAGGGUACGAAGGAAAGUUGAUAAUCCCGCCGUUCGGACAGAGGCGUGAACCGGGUCUACCUAGGAAAAAGAGAAUUCACAAUGAAAUGAAUCAAAGUGG